UACGGCCGGGGCAGUUGCUCCGCGGGCUGUGGAGGCGACAGGUCCCGGCGGCCCUGGGGCCAGAGCAGGGAGGACCGGCCCAGACCAUGGACGGCUCCUUCGUUCAGCACAGUGUGAGGGUUCUGCAGGAGCUCAACAAGCAGCGGGAGAAGGGCCAGUACUGCGAUGCCACCCUGGAUGUUGGGGGCCUUGUGUUCAAGGCGCAUUGGAGUGUCCUUGCCUGCUGCAGCCACUUCUUCCAGAGUCUGUAUGGUGAUGGUUCAGGGGGCAGUGUUGUCCUCCCUGCCGGCUUCGCUGAGAUCUUUGGCCUCUUGUUGGACUUUUUCUACACUGGUCACCUUGCCCUCACCUCGGGGAACCGCGAUCAGGUGCUCCUGGCAGCCAGGGAGUUGCGAGUGCCAGAAGCUGUGGAGCUCUGCCAGAGCUUCAAGCCCAAAACCUUGGUGGGACAGGCACCAAGUGGCCAGAGUGCGCUGGGAAUGCCUGCCUCCCGGGAUGUGAACAGCCACCUCAAGGAGCCGAUGGUCUUGGAGGAAGAGGAAGUUUCGAGGACUCUGGGUCUUGUCCCCAGGGAUCAGGGGCCUAGAGGCAGUCAUAGCCCCCAGAGGCCCCAGCUUCGUCCCCCUUCUCAGAGUGAGAGCCCUUCUUUCUGUGUGAAGCUCAAGCAGUCCUUGAAGCCAUGUCCCCCAGAUGACAAGGAGGCUGAGGACUGCAAAGUGCCCCCAAAGCCUUUCGAGGCUGAAGGUGCCCAGCUGCAGGGUGGCAGUAAUGAGUGGGAAGUGGUGGUUCAAGUUGAGGACGAUGGGGAUGGUGAUUACAUUUCUGAGCCCGAGACUGUGCUGUCCAGAAGGAAACCAAACAUAAUGAGAAAGCCCUGUGCUACUGAGCCAGCCCUGAGCACAGGCUCCCUCACCGUUGAGCCCGCUGAGAACAGAAAAGGUACAGCGGUGCCGGUUGAAUGCCCUACAUGUCAUAAAAAGUUCCUCAGCAAAUAUUACCUAAAAGUUCAUAACAGGAAACACACUGGGGAGAAACCCUUUGAGUGUCCCAAAUGUGGGAAGUGUUACUUUCGGAAGGAGAACCUCCUGGAGCAUGAAGCCCGGAAUUGCAUGAACCGCUCGGAACAGGUCUUCACGUGCUCCGUGUGCCAGGAGACCUUCCGCCGGAGGAUGGAGCUGCGGGUGCACAUGGUGUCCCACACGGGGGAGAUGCCCUACAAGUGUUCCUCCUGCUCCCAGCAGUUCAUGCAGAAGAAGGACUUGCAGAGCCACAUGAUCAAGCUGCAUGGAGCCCCCAAGCCCCAUGCAUGUCCCACCUGUGCCAAGUGCUUCCUGUCCCGGACAGAGCUGCAGCUGCACGAGGCUUUCAAGCACCGUGGCGAGAAGUUGUUUGUGUGCGAGGAGUGUGGGCACCGGGCUUCAAGCCGCAAUGGCUUGCAGAUGCACAUCAAGGCCAAGCACAGGAACGAGAGGCCAUAUGUCUGUGAGUUCUGCAGCCACGCCUUCACCCAGAAGGCCAAUCUCAACAUGCAUCUGCGCACGCACACGGGCGAGAAGCCCUUCCAGUGCCACCUCUGUGGCAAGACCUUCCGUACCCAAGCCAGCUUGGACAAGCACAACCGCACUCACACAGGCGAGAGGCCCUUCAGCUGCGAGUUCUGUGACCAGCGCUUCACCGAGAAGGGGCCCCUUCUGAGACACGUGGCCAGCCGCCACCAGGAGGGCCGGCCUCACUUCUGCCAGAUCUGCGGCAAGACCUUCAAAGCUGUGGAGCAGUUGCGUGUGCAUGUCAGACGGCACAAGGGGGUGAGGAAGUUCGAGUGCACUGAGUGUGGCUACAAGUUCACCCGGCAGGCCCAUCUGCGGAGGCACAUGGAGAUCCACGAUCGAGUGGAGAACUAUAACCCACGGCAGCGCAAGCUCCGCAACUUGGUCAUUGAGGAUGAGAAGAUGGUGGUGGUGGCUCUCCAGCCACCUGCAGAGCUGGAGGUGGGCUCCGCCGAGGUCAUUGUGGAGUCCCUGGCCCAGGGUGGCCUGGCCUCCCAGCUUCCUGGCCAGAGACUGUGUGCAGAAGAGAGCUUUGCGAGCCCGGGAGUCCUGGAGCCCUCACUCAUCAUCACGGCUGCUGUCCCUGAGGACUGUGACACGUAGCCCACCUGCCCACAUAGCCCACUUGGCCCCAGUCCUCAAUAAACCACAUGGUUUUGGACUCA
Galeopterus variegatus (Sunda flying lemur) is the source of this 2212-nucleotide messenger RNA. RefSeq names its product zinc finger and BTB domain containing 48 (gene ZBTB48). Gene Ontology annotation, molecular function: protein binding; DNA-binding transcription factor activity, RNA polymerase II-specific; RNA polymerase II cis-regulatory region sequence-specific DNA binding. Gene Ontology annotation, cellular component: nucleus. Gene Ontology annotation, biological process: regulation of cytokine production; regulation of immune system process; negative regulation of transcription by RNA polymerase II. The transcript has 11 exons. The record is from RefSeq and is a predicted model, not a curated record. The coding region runs from base 87 to 2150 and encodes 687 amino acids. Lineage: Eukaryota; Metazoa; Chordata; Mammalia; Dermoptera; Cynocephalidae.